This is a messenger RNA of Talaromyces marneffei, 456 nucleotides long. RefSeq lists its product as uncharacterized. The transcript has a single exon. Gene Ontology annotation, molecular function: transcription coregulator activity. Gene Ontology annotation, cellular component: mediator complex; core mediator complex. NCBI's taxonomy places the organism in Eukaryota, Fungi, Ascomycota, Eurotiomycetes, Eurotiales, Trichocomaceae. Bases 1 to 456 code for a protein of 151 amino acids. Gene Ontology annotation, biological process: regulation of transcription by RNA polymerase II. The record is from RefSeq and is a predicted model, not a curated record.
AUGGAAAAUCAACCACCUCCACCGUCGCUUACAAACCCCCGCUUCACCUUAGAACUCGAGUUCGUCCUAUCACUCGCCAACCCAUACUACCUCUCCCACCUUGCAAUCAGCUUCCCGAAUCUCCUCGGUACGUCGACGGUGGACGAGAAGGGCGACGACAAUGCAGGCGACGAGGCCACAUCGUCUGCCUCGGGGAAAGAAGCGCGCGCCUUCCAAGCAUAUCUUGCGUACCUCUACUCUUACUGGAAGAUGCCCGAGUACGCGCAGUUCCUAACACACCCUGGCGCGACACUGCGAGCGCUCCGGCUGUUACAGGAAGAUUCGUUUCGGCGUGAUAUUAUUCGGCCCCAGGUAAUCGAGAGCUUGCUAGCUGCCGGGGACGAGGAGCAAGCAGCUACCACCGGGCCGGAGAAUGAGGACUCGGUCGAGCAUCACAACGGGAUACAAGCAUCGUGA